UUUGUUUUGCCCCAGCAAUAGUUAAAAAAAAAAAACGAACAAACAAAAAAAGAGAAAAAAACAAGUUCAAGCGAUUAAAAUUAUUUAUCGGAUAGUGAUCGGAUAUGAGAUGGAGGGAGAAGAUGAGCUUUCGGACUUUCGAAAGCGGUGGAGACAUGAGCUGGAGAAAAAGACUCGGGUGAAACAUGACAGUGCAGGUCAGUCUGAGAGCAGACACAGAGAUGUGGGAGAAGCACAGAGGUGUGAGGACCAGCCUGGGUAUGUGUCUAUCGCAGAGGGUCUGCUGGAUGGAAGGAGCAGCCCUCUACUGGCCAGGAUGGAGGAGGAGAGAGUGAGGAGGAAGAGACAUCAUCAUCAUCAUCAUCAGCUCCUUUCUGCUCCACACACUCAGAAGAAAGCUCAUCUCACACUCAUAGACCAGUUCAUUCAGGAUCUGAACGAGGUGAACGAAAUCCCCUUCUUCGACAUCGAGCUGCCAUACGAACUCGCUCUGAAGAUUUUUCAGUUCCUGGACAAAGCUGAUCUGGGACGAUGCGCUCAGGUGAGUAAAUCAUGGAGGGUUUUAGCUGAGGACGAGGUCCUGUGGUACAGAUUGUUCCUUGAGGAGGGGUAUAACCGAGGGGCAAGUGUCUCUGACUCCCCCUGCUGGAAAAGCACACUGAGAGACUGCUCAAACACUGAAAAAACUGUUAAAUACAACUGGAAGAAUCGGGUCGGGUCCAUCAGCCAGCUGCAGUAUGAACUAGGAAAAGUGUUGUGUGACGUCUGGUCCUGUGACAGACUCGUCAUUGCUGGGUAUACCUCAGGUGAUGUGCGACUAUGGGACACUCUCCACUGGGACUCGGGCGCUUUGAAUCUCCAGCCUGCUCAUAUCAUGAGAGACGAGAUGCCGCUGCCAUACGUUAGUCUAGUACAAGUCACCGAUACCGUAGCCUGCGCUGCUUAUGAGAAUGGGUGUGUCGCUGUUUGGAGCACCGAAUCUGGUGUCGAACCUAUCCAUCAUUAUCAGCACCUGCAGCGGGUGUGUGCCCUCGAUCUGAGCUCCGACGCUCCAGUCCUGACCUCUGCAUCAGGGUCGGAGGUGCGAGUGGACGCUCCAGACGAUCGGGGCUACUGGAGGACUGUGUGUCUCACCCAGUUGAAUAAACCUGUGGAAGGGGUGUUGGUAGUCCCAGGAAAGCGGGAGAGCCCGCUGGUUUCAGCUUGGGCCGGUGAGAGUGUGUAUCUUCUGGAACCAAGUAAGAGGAAGGAAGAGGAUGAACAGGAGGAAGGACCCAGAGUGCUCCACUCUGUGUAUGGUCACCCUGUUACCUGCAUGGAUGUGAGCGCGUACAGAGCCGCCGUGGGUGUGAAGAGCUGCGGGUGGGGCAUGAACGAUGGAGGGAACAAGGUUCAGGUGUACAGCCUGGAGACCGGCCAAGCCGAGCUGGUGUUGGGGAACUCGGCUGGAGACUUCACCUGCAUCAGCCUGAGAGAUGCCCCGCUACAUCUGCUGGUGUGUGGGAACAAAGACAGGCGGGUGCGAGUGUUUGACCUGCGUUCCGGUGCCUCGGUGGUGUCGCUGUACGCCCAUCACAUGGGCGUGACCACGGUGCAGGCGGAUGAUUGGAAGAUCGUGAGCGGCGGAAACGAGGGACUGGUGUGCGUGUGGGAGACGAGGAUGAGCGCGAAACUCUGGGAGAUGCACAACAGGCACCCAGUCCGUCACAUACGGUUCAACAGCAGCUCCCUGGUGACGGCCAACGUCCCCGAUGAAAAGAACCCACGUGGAGCGUGCAUCACUGACGAUGACCUCACCGCUCACCGCAGACACCGGGGGGCGAUCUGCUACUACGAUUUCUCAGUGGAUUCCUCCUCCCAGGAGCACGUGCUGCCCAUCUGCAGGUCCGACUACACCGAGACGACCGGCUACAACUACAACAUCGGCCUGGUCACGCCUUACGACAUACUCGCCGAGCCUCAUGGCUCGGGGCUCUGACCCACAAUGCACCAGGGCAAGGUCAAUAAGAGACUGCAGGAUUCUUCACGAAAACUUUCGGACUGUAUAUGAUGAAAUACUAGAUCUAUAAAUUUCUUACUUGGUUUUAUUUUAAUAUUUAAUUCAUUGUAUUUUCACAGACGUGAUAUUUCCGUGAUUCCUGUACUGUGUAACAGUGAUUUAUUAUUUUUUUUUAAAUAAUGUCAUUUUCUUUUACAUGAUUGCAGUGAUUAUUUAAAAUUCAAAUCCUUAUUGGUUUAUGUGGAAAUGUACCCUUUUUUUUAAGCCUCGUGUUGCACAAAACUCUACAGUUGAUAAACAAUAUUUCUCCUCUAGUGCUUCUGUUCGUUCAAUGUCUCGUCUGUAUAAACAGGUGGAACUUGAAAAUAGUAGCCGGAAGAACCGGACGGAGUGGGUGUUGGGGUAAACUGUACCACCCUGACUCUUUUUUCUUUCUUUUCCUUUCCUGAGCUUGUUAACCCCAUGUGACCGCUCAAUUUCUUCCCACACAAUGAGAACACUGACAGUAAUAAUGCUCAUUGGAGUGCUUUUUAAUCAGUUAAAGCGAUGACUUGUGG
This is a messenger RNA of Clarias gariepinus (North African catfish), 2556 nucleotides long. It is a transcript of the gene fbxw8, whose product is annotated as F-box and WD repeat domain containing 8. The record is from RefSeq and is a predicted model, not a curated record. The transcript has 11 exons. Gene Ontology annotation, molecular function: protein binding. Gene Ontology annotation, cellular component: preribosome, large subunit precursor. Bases 110 to 1978 code for a protein of 622 amino acids. Lineage: Eukaryota; Metazoa; Chordata; Actinopteri; Siluriformes; Clariidae.